This is a messenger RNA of Cyprinodon tularosa, 3829 nucleotides long. Its product is annotated as zinc finger protein ZXDC. The transcript is spliced from 10 exons. The coding region runs from base 42 to 3416 and encodes 1124 amino acids. The record is from RefSeq and is a predicted model, not a curated record. Lineage: Eukaryota; Metazoa; Chordata; Actinopteri; Cyprinodontiformes; Cyprinodontidae. Gene Ontology annotation, molecular function: transcription coregulator activity. Gene Ontology annotation, biological process: regulation of transcription by RNA polymerase II. Gene Ontology annotation, cellular component: nucleus.
CAUUAGGGCGGGGCGGCUGCUGCUGCUACAGGGAUACCAAGAUGGAAAUCCAGGGGCUUUCUGAUGCCCAAAACAUCCACUCUCAACAUGGCGCCCUCCACAGAAGCGAUCCGGCUGCCCUCCGCUCCGCCGUAGCCUUGUUGCCGCCAUUGAAUUCAUUAGGAAAUGAGACAGUCAGCCCGCUGGAGCCGCCGGAGCCCCGCAGCGACAGCAACAACAACGCCAGGCCGAAGAGCGCUCCGUUUCGCCUGCUGGGGGAAAAUGGCAGCGGGGGGGCUGGUUCACCAACAACCAGACCAGCAGCCGAGGACCGGGCGCCUCUGGGGCUUCAUAACGUGAUGGACGCCGAGAAAGAGAACGUGUUCGGCGCCCUUCUGGGCUCCCAGGACUUGAGCAGAACCGAGUGGAGGUUUGAGGACAGCGGGGAGGCGAUGCAGAUGGCGCUGUUCGACGGAGAGGCGGAAGCUCCGGGGUCACGGCAGCAGCGCGAGGCUGACGGCGAGCCGGGGAGGAAAGCUGAAAGGCGGCCGCAGGAGCAGUUUGCUGCGUUAAAGGGCGACCGAGCAGAGGCGGGGGGCUCCGGGAGCAGAGCCCCGGCGGAGGGAGGCGGUGACAGCCUGUGCUGUGCGGGGCCGCAGACACUAAAGAGGGCCGAUCUCAGCUUAGUGAGCGAGGAUCCGGACCGCCACACCGUGGAAGAUGUUGUUCUCACCAACAAAUAUGGCGACAAGAUCUGUGGGCAGAUCUGCACGGAAAACGGCGAGGAGAGCCGAGCGGAGCCGGAAGCGGCGCUGAUCCCGCGGGAAGCCAUGGAGGCAGCGGGAGCUGAGGACAGCGGCCCUCCUGCCGGGGACACCUUCUCCGGAACCAUCACCAUCAACAACCAAAGCAUCAUCGUUACUAUUGAGAACGGGGUCCUGACUCUGGCGGCCCCUCCUGAGGGGUUUGUCCACAAAGAGGACGACAUGGUGAGCCUGAAGGAGCAUCUGGGCAUGAAGGACCAUGAGGACAUUGUCCUCCUCAACUAUGACAGUGGGACUAAAUCUAUCGGGAAGAUCAGCACCCUGGCAGCGGCCAGCCAGCAGCAGGAGCCCAGACCUGACUCUGAGCUGGCCCCGCUGGAGGAGGACUGCUCCCUACCACAACUGGGCCCUUCACUGGACUCCUGCUCUGUUGUGAAGCAGGAAGCUGGGGAGCUGUGCGUGGUGACCGAGGCGGACCUCAUCGCUCCAUCCCCAAAAGCCCCGGCGGGGGGGUGUAACAGCGAAGAGUCCCUGCAGCUCAUCAGAUCCAGGAAGGACGCUGCAGCCACCUUUACCUGCCCAGAACCAGGCUGCUCCUCUGCCUUCGACUCUCGGCAGAAGCUGAAGGUCCACCUGCUGAACCACACAGAGGAACCGCGGCCGUACCAGUGCAGUGUGGAGGGCUGCGGCUGGGCCUUCGCCACCUCCUACAAACUGAAGCGCCAUAUCCAGUCCCAUGACAAGCAGAGACCUCACACCUGUGAGUUUGAGGGCUGCGGCCGCAGGUUCACCACCGUCUACAACCUGAAGGCUCACGUCAAGGUCCACGAGCAGGAGAACGCCUUCAUCUGCGAGGUGUGCAGCGAGAAGUUCCGCAGCGCCACCCGCCUCACCAAUCACCAGAGGGUCCACUUCGCUCCACAGAGGCCGCACAAGUGUGAAUACCCUGGCUGUGAGAAAACCUUCAUCACCUUCAGUGCACUCUUCUCCCACAAUCGCACUCAUUUCAGAGAAACGGGCCAGUUCUCCUGCACUUAUCCGGGCUGCAACAAGACGUACGACAAGGCCUGUCGGCUCAAAAUUCACAUGAGAAGUCACACAGGGGAGCGUCCCUUCGUCUGUGACUCGGAGGACUGCGGCUGGUCUUUCACCAGCAUGUCAAAGUUGCUCCGACAUAAACGGAAGCACGAUGAUGACCGGCGCUUCGUCUGUCCAGUGGAGGGAUGUGGGAAGUCUUUCACCAGGGCGGAGCACCUGAAGGGUCACAGCAUCACCCACCUGGGCACCAAGCCCUUUCAGUGCCAUGCAGAAGGUUGUUAUGCCAAAUUCUCCGCACGCAGCAGCUUGUACAUUCACUCCAAGAAGCAUAAGCAGGAUGCCAGCUCCCUGAGAACCCGCUGCCCGGUGGCCAACUGCUCCAAGCACUUCUCCUCCCGCAGCAGCCUGAAGAGCCACAUGCUCAAACACCACCACCUCAGUCCUGAUGUUCUCAGCCAGAUGGAGACCACCCCCUCCCUGACUCCCAGCAGCGAGCUGAUCAGCUCCGCCCACUCGUCGGUUGCCGGGCCCGGAGGCGCCGGGCAGGACCAGCUGUCCAACCUGGACCUCAGCUCUCUGUUCUCCUCGGUCCCAGCUGGUGCCGCGCCGAGUGCCGGCAUAGAGGCAGGCCUCCCUGUGGCCGGCAGCGGCUCCAGUGGCGCCUUCACCAUGGAUCUGUCUCUGGUCAGCUCAGGGAUUCUAACCAUAGACCCGUCCUCCAUGGGCGCCACACUUGUUAGCGGAACCACGUUGGCCAAGCCUUUGGACCCUCUUGUCUUGGCUCCUGGUGCCGAGCUGACUCAUCAACACGGACUGGAGGGGGCGGUGGGGGGCGUCCUCCCCCCACAGGGAACCCUGAACCUGGACGACGUGCAGACGGUCACCCCAGAGGCCCUGGGGACGCUGGCGGCCCUGACCAUGCAGGGCGCCUCGGUGGACCCCGCCCUGCAGCACCCGCUCGGCUCCUCCGGCGGCAUGGCGGUGGAGCCCUCGGCCGCCUUGGCUGUGGCCCCGGUCCCCGAACUCCUGGCCUCGCCCUCCAAAGUGGUGGAGGUGGGGGGGCAGGGAGGCGCGGGUCACCUGCUGGGCUGUGUGGAGGUUCUGGGUCCGCAGGACGGGGGGAAGGUUCUGACCUCUCAGUUUGUGUUCCCCAGCAGCAGCUUCAGCCCUCAGAAGGACCUGGAACUUUCCGUGUCUCCAAGCAGCUUCCUGGACAGCGGCGGUUCUGCUCGGACCGACUACAGAGCCAUCCAGCUGGCCAAGAAGAAGAAGCAGAGAGGUUCCUCAGCCACGCCUGGUUCCUGUCAGAGAAAAGCUAAAGUUCCAAAGGUUUCUGUGACAUCAUGCGCUGCUCGUUACAGUGACGGAGCUGUAGCAGCCAGCGGGGGUCUGACCCUGAGGGACCCCGUCACGGGGACUCAGUAUGUCCAGAUUCAGCUUCUGCAGGAUGAUCCAGCCAGCGAUGGCGACCUGGCCUUCCAGCUGAGCUCCCAGCCUUCCAGCUCCGACUCCCAGCUCACCGUCGACCUGCCUGUCAACAUUUUACAGGAACCCUCGGUGAUGCCGGAGGACGACAACGGCUCUGAUAAUUCCCAGUUCACAGGAAGCACCAUCAACCUCCAGGACUUGGAAUAACGCCUCCCCCGGCCAGCGGCAUGCUGGGAGAUCCCCGUACGGUUAACGGGAGCAGACCAGCCCUUAGGACUCCUCUGAACCGUCGCCUUUUCGAGGGGUUUGGACUCUCAUGAUUGGUUGGAGAUGUUUCCACAGAAGAUGCACCUUCAGAUGAUCAGAGACGGUUUCUGUGCUUUUAUUGAACCCAAAACUGAGGGCGCCAUCCUCGACGCCACGGCGCCAGCGCUCCAGUUGCCUUACAGACGCAGCUCUCCUGCUUUGUUUCAUAGCACCAUCAGCCUGAGGAAGAUGCCUGAUCACGUGUUUGAUGUACAGCGAGGUUUGAAGCCUUGGUUUGUUUUUUAUUUAUUGAAAUCUGUUCGUUUCCAGGUUGGCUGAGCCAAACGUUCAUGAAUAAAAGUUUCAAAGCACAA